Orbilia oligospora ATCC 24927 is the source of this 744-nucleotide messenger RNA. RefSeq lists its product as uncharacterized. The record is from RefSeq and is a predicted model, not a curated record. Bases 1 to 744 code for a protein of 247 amino acids. Gene Ontology annotation, molecular function: phosphatase activity. The transcript has 4 exons. NCBI's taxonomy places the organism in Eukaryota, Fungi, Ascomycota, Orbiliomycetes, Orbiliales, Orbiliaceae.
AUGUCGUCAACACAGAUACCCCCGGCCGUCGUUUUCAGUGAUUGGGAUGGCACAAUUACGUCGAUUGAUUCCAAUGAUUACUUGACCGACAACUUAGGUUUCGGCAAGGAUGAACGUGAAAGACUGAACGAAGAGAUGAUCUCCCUCCGCUUCAACUUCAGGGAUGCAUUCACAUUGAUGCUAGAAUCAAUCAACCACCCCUUUUCAGAAUGCAUCGACCUCCUCAAAUCCGAAAUCCCUCUGGACCCAGGUUUCAAGGGUUUCUACGAAUGGUGUAAAUCACAGGGAAUCCCUGUCAUUGUCGUCUCCAGCGGGAUGCGGCCAAUCAUCAAAGCCUUACUUCUGAACUACCUCGACGACCCUUCUGCAGCCGAAGAACUAGAGAUCUAUGCAAACGACACUGAAUUCGGCGAAGACGGGAGCUGGAAGAUUAAAUGGCGACACCCGGAAAGUGGGUUUGGACAUGAUAAGAGUAUUACUAUCAAGAAAUAUAUUAGUGAUGCGGCGUAUCCAGAGGGGAAGAGGCCGCAUUUCUUUUAUUGUGGAGAUGGGGUUAGUGAUCUUAGUGCGGCUAGAGAGACGGAUUUGCUGUUUGCGAAGAAGGGCAUGGAUUUGGUGACUUAUUGUGAAAGAGAAGGGGUGCCGUAUACCACGUUUACAGACUUCCAGGAUAUUUGGGAUGGGGUGAGGGAUGUGGUUGAAGGGAAGAAAACGAUUGAGGAGGUUAGGCAAGAGAAGAAGUAA